Messenger RNA from Stegostoma tigrinum, 1354 nucleotides. It is a transcript of the gene grap2a, whose product is annotated as GRB2 related adaptor protein 2a. The record is from RefSeq and is a predicted model, not a curated record. NCBI's taxonomy places the organism in Eukaryota, Metazoa, Chordata, Chondrichthyes, Orectolobiformes, Stegostomatidae. The transcript is spliced from 7 exons. The coding region runs from base 207 to 1310 and encodes 367 amino acids. Gene Ontology annotation, molecular function: protein binding.
UUCGAUUUUAUUUGAACGACAGUCUGACGAACAGCAGACGAGAGGGGUGUCGCGCUGCGCUAGAAACAUCUCUCUCUACCUGCCAAUUUAUUAAGGCAGCUUUUACAACAACGAAAAUUCGGGACCUUCCACCAACCAGAGUUUGAACGUCGUUGAGAAAAGGUUUUGCAGUCCAUCUCUGACCAGUGGGACUCCAGUCAGGGGGGAUGGAAGCUGUGGCCAAGUACGAGUUCAACGGAGCUGGAGAGGAUGAGCUGAGCUUCAAGAAAGACGACAUCCUUAAGGUGCUGAGCACUGAGGAUGACUGGUACAAAGCCGAACUACACGGGCAAGAGGGCUUUGUGCCAAAGAACUACAUUGACAUCAACUUACCCAGCUGGUUCCAUGGUGGGAUUGCUCGCAGUGAAGCAGAGUCCAUUCUGUUGGGCCAGGAGGUGGGAUUCUUCCUCAUUAGGGCCAGCCAGAGCUCCAAGAAUGAAUUCUCCAUCUCUGUCAGGCAUGAGGAGGACGUUCAGCAUUUUAAGGUGCUGCGCGAUGGUAAAGGACACUAUUUCUUGUGGUCAGAGAAAUUCGACUCCCUGAACAAAUUGGUGGAAUAUUACAAAGUCAGCUCAAUCUCCAAAACAACACAGAUCUGCCUGCGGGAGGCCAAAAAAGAAACAAAGGGAGGUUUUAGUCAUCCUGACUCGCGCAUGGCAAAUCCACGAAUGAUGACCUCUCGAAUGUCUCAUCCCCAAUUGCCAGAUCCCCGAAUGUCUAGUCCCCGAUUCCCAGAUCCCCGAAUGUCUAAUCCCCGAUUCCCAGAUUUCCGACCGCCUAAUCCCCGAUUGCCAGAUCCCCGAAUGUCAGAUUUCCGAAUGUCUAAUCCCCGAAUGCAGGAUUCCAGAAUGCCAGAUUCCCGCAUUCCAGAUUUCCGGAUGCCAGAAUCCCGAGUACCGGAACCACGGCCGGCUAUUCCGCCAGUGCCCAACGCACAUUUCUCUGACCCCUCGUCAAUGUUCCGAAAAGGUCUCAACUCUCAGCCAUCAUUCAAUGACGUGUCCCCAAGGUUCAGGCAGUCUUCCAGUCCACAGCCCUCUAUCCAGGAACCACUUGUGGCCAGGAAAGUCAACGAGAGCCCGCCAGCGCCGAAACCUCGGAGGGUUCAGGCAUUGUUCGAUUUCACAGCAGAGGCAGACGACGAGCUGGAGUUUAAGAGUGGAGACAUUAUCGAGGUCUUGGACAGCGCAGACCCCUCAUGGUGGAAGGGCUGUUUAUGGGGAAGGGUUGGUUUAUUCCCAAGUAACUAUGUGGCACCAAUUAACCGGUGACAACCCCCACUUGGCCUGUGGAAAGUUGUUGUUUUCUUUCUCAC